AUGCAACUUAGCAGCUCCUCCAUUCGUCGUGCUCGCCACAGAUACGCAAUCUCCGUCGCAUACCGCCUGCUCGCCCUCCUGGUUCUGGCGUAUUUUCCACAACAAGAACUCAACUGGAUGAUGGGGCUCAAGCUGCUUUGCGCACUGUGUCUAGUACCUCCCGGUGCUGGCGAAACAGAAAUGCGAUUCAUGUACCCCUUCAUCACAUGUGCACUGGUCAGCAGUCAUAUUGUCGCUGCAUGGGACUACGCGCUGCGCAUGGAGGACGGCCACGUAGAUCUCACCUUGAUGGCAACAUAUACCAUUCCGUUCGCCAUCUGCAGUCUCAUUGUUGCCCUCACUACUUGUCAUGAACUCGCGGACUUGGGUCCAUUGGGAAGACUCUUCAUGCGCAUCCGUGGCCGAAACUCGUGCGAGAUGACAUGCGAUAACAAGGGCCAGUGCGAACCGUGGCAGGCGACCGACUUGCUGCAAGAGAAAACCGAGAAAUUUGCUGUUUGA
Molecule: messenger RNA, 501 nt
Organism: Mycena indigotica
Lineage: Eukaryota; Fungi; Basidiomycota; Agaricomycetes; Agaricales; Mycenaceae
Exons: 3
Coding region: 1-501 (166 amino acids)
Source: RefSeq, a predicted model, not a curated record